AUGGCCGAUGAAGGAGGUGAAAACAUUUCUGCGCCCAGAGUCCCGCCUUCAUACCAAAACUUGGUCACAGCUCUGACAGCCGUAUCUAGUAUCUCGCUAUUUUGCACGUUGUCUUGUAUCAUUGUGUUCUUCAUACUCCUAUCCUUCAACGCGCACCGGGUCAAUAUCCCUUUGGUCAAGAUCACAAUGUCGAUUCAGAGUGUCCACGCGAUUGCUCUUAUACUAUCAAUUUUAUUCAACGAGAUCACCAUUACAUCUGAGGUGCUGUGUAGUAGUCUGCGAUACAUCAUGUUUAUAUGCUACCUAUCCUCUAUAUUCAUGUGUUGCGCAAUAACAAUCCACUUGUGGCUGGUCAUUACGCUACGCAAGCUAGACCAGACUAGACGCAAUGAGCGGUGGUACUAUAUUAUUUCGUUUGCCCUUGCCAUUUGCUUGUCUGCAUCACUAGCAACCAUUCCAAACAGCGCCUACGGUCUUGCCAACCGGUGCAUGAACGCCUCUAUCCCCACCCCUCGGUACUUAGCCAUUCGCUGGGGCCUGUACUACAGCUGGUUUGUAGUCGCGUCGUUGAUCUCAAUUCUAUGCAUGAUCAGUGUGUUGCGCUCAGCAUUUAGGCUCACUCACACAACUCACGCACAUGGCCGAAGGCACAUAUCAACCACCGAAGAUUAUAGAAGCGCUGUCAACGCUCGAGCCAACGGAAAACGCCUGCGCUCGCUCGUAUUCUACACGAUCGCAUACCCGGUUAUAAGUUUGGUGUGCAAUUUCCCGACGCUCAUGCAAGAACUGCUAUCAACAGUGCUCAAAAAGAAUAUGAUGGGAUUUAGCUUUGCCGCGCGGCUCUUGCUGGCCUGCGAAGGCACGUUUCUCGCAUUGACCUUCUUUUUGUACCCGGCAGUCUUGCAUUCGAUCCGCGACAUCACCUACAUUGCUGUCCAGUACUGGAUCGUUGAACAGGAGGAGUUUUGGCGGCGGAAACAGAGUGAGAACGCGCCAACGGCAGAGCCAAAGGCUGUGCCAAGCGUGAAUUCAAAAAUUGCUACUCAUUCGACAGUGGCAAAGCCUACUGAAGGGCUAAAUUUGACACCCAGUCGAAAUAUAAAGGUGCUGCGCAGAACGCAGAGCGAAAAUUCGCCUGUUACAGUCGACUCGCUUUAUACAGAUAACGAUGACGACGACAGCGAUGGUGAUCUUCCCGAUGCGUCCAGCCUGCUGAACUCUCCGUGUUUGGCACAGGUGGGUCCGAAAAAGUUUAGAGUCGAGUUUUUUGACGGCUACGUCAAAUCGCUGGGCAGAGCAAAUAUCCACACCAUGUACGAAAAGAGGUUCCAAACCUGCAGACUGGCCAGGUGGUACGCCGAUCCACCGCGGGCGGCGAUGUCGGAAAACUCGCCCACGCAUGAUGACAGCCUGGCAAUGCCCUUGCGAGAUUAUCCGACACUGUUUGGUGACAAAUAUAAUACGGCCGAGCUGUGGGUAUCGACGCCCGACAUCGCGGUGACCGCUUUUAACGAUCCCACGGAAAUACUCAGCGAAGUGUCGGGAAUCAACGCCGAUGUCAAUAACAAUACUGCUGGUUUGAUCAGCCUGACCACCACGACAAUGCCUGAUUUUAAACACAACACUGAAACGCAUCUUAAGCAGUGCAGCCAGGAAGAUUCAAACCAGCAGCGACAGGAGUCAUCGCUGGCGCUUAAAUUUGUCCACGAUGUGCUGCUGCCGCACGCCGUCAAGCGGAUGACAAUGGAGCGCGACAAGUGCACACUCGAGGAGUGUGAACUGCGCAUGCGCAUGAGCAGCAGCGAGAACCAGUGGGUCGAUCAUAUACUUGCUGCCCGAGGCAUCUCGCGAGAUCCCUCAUCUUGAUCUGAAUCUUUGGCGCCCUUGCAUCAACAUUUUUUAUAAAAUGCUCGAUUAUCUUUUUUUUGCAGCAAUACCAAAAAAAAACCUCAUUGUUAACACGUUGUUGCUCUUUUUCUCUCCGUCUUUACC
This is a messenger RNA of Kickxella alabastrina, 1992 nucleotides long. RefSeq lists its product as uncharacterized. Gene Ontology annotation, molecular function: G protein-coupled receptor activity. Gene Ontology annotation, biological process: adenylate cyclase-activating G protein-coupled receptor signaling pathway. The coding region runs from base 1 to 1866 and encodes 621 amino acids. The transcript has 5 exons. NCBI's taxonomy places the organism in Eukaryota, Fungi, Kickxellomycota, Kickxellomycetes, Kickxellales, Kickxellaceae. Gene Ontology annotation, cellular component: plasma membrane. The record is from RefSeq and is a predicted model, not a curated record.